Molecule: messenger RNA, 3339 nt
Organism: Opisthorchis viverrini
Lineage: Eukaryota; Metazoa; Platyhelminthes; Trematoda; Opisthorchiida; Opisthorchiidae
Exons: 2
Coding region: 1-3339 (1112 amino acids)
Source: RefSeq, a predicted model, not a curated record
AUGGCAGUACGGAUGUUCGCCAGGCGUUCGGUUGGUUCCACUGUUAACCCUCAUUCUUCGGUUCGCCCGGGCGAGGAGGUACGCCAUUUUGUGAAUAUUCCCAAAGUUAAUGGGACCGAGGUCAAAUGUGAAAAGUACGUGGACGAAAUUGCUUCCUACAUUCCAGCUCCCCGCUUGGUUCUCCACCCAGACAUGCAAUAUGUCCACAUUGAAAGGACCAGACUAGAUGAUACAGGCUGGUACAGAUGUGUCGAGACCAAGAGUGGGGAGUUUGUGCUCCCACGUGGCGAAAUCCAAGUGUUACUCGAGGAUUACCACAUUAACAUGUCUUUCGCCUAUAACGAUACAGCCAACACUACAUUACUGAACGUAGAAGCUCAGCCUUACAGAUCCGCGGGAGUGGUCUUCACAGGAAGCCUACCAUUCGUCUAUUGUACUUACCAGCGGAAAUUCCAAGGCCACAUGGUUUUUGGACUUGUGGAUUUGACGACCAAAACGAAUUGCACAAUGUGUGCCUUCGUGAGAGAUUACGACAGGCACGAGUAUGGUCAGACCAAAUACGAGAGGGUCUAUAGUAUAGGACCGUACAAACACACUCCACCCGUUGUAGAAAUCAGCAUGGGAUGUGCGAGCACAUUUACCUCAUACCGGAACUAUCGCGACUACAGGGGGAUCCACACUCGUUCGGAUUAUAUUUCCACUCCGGAUCGACGUCAAUCCAUGGCUUACCAUCGAAUGUUCUAUUCAAAGGAUGGUAAGCCUUACAUUUUGUUCGAUACAAUUCAAACCAGUAGGACCCAGAUCACCAAUAGACUUAAACAAUCGACCGCGGCUAGCUUGAAUCUCGUCUCUGUUCUCCUAUUACCGGUCAGUGAAGAGCCAGUGGUGGGUGUGUUGACGGGCAGUUUUCUAGCCUAUCACACUCUACCUCUCGGAUGGGGCUCAGUUUGGACAAUCUACCUGAAAUCCGAGGGCGAAUAUGCAUACCGAGACUGUGAAGUGGCGGUGAUCAAAGUGACCGACACACACCCGGUCAGUUGGGUGUACGAAACAGUCUAUAAUGUUGUGUGGAACUAUACAUUCAUAUGCGUGUUGAGCCAAGUCACGGAGCUAAUUGUCUUAAACUCGUUCAACGUGUAUCGAUCGGAAGUGGACAUGAAGGAAUACGAGAGGAAGUUUCGUGACGAAGUAAGAGCCAUACUGACAACGUUUGAUCCAUCGGACAGAAAAUCCUACGAUCCAAGCACGCUUUCCGAAUCGAAUGAAUUUCACGAGUCCCACCGAAUUGUACGAAUCAAGUCCGACCCGACGUUUGUUCAGAAUAACACCCAACCGCCGAUUAUCUACGACAAACUCAUUCGGUCUAGUCAACCGGUUAUUUUUGAAAAUCUUUUCGAAUCCGGAAUGGAGUUCUCCAACGCAGCCAGUUUCCACAAGUCAGGAUCCACAAAGAUUCUGGAUGAACUUGUUGCCAACAUCACGGUUGUACAGUAUUUGGGAAAGCCGAGGGGUUGGCCUUUGAUGUGGAUUUUCUAUGAAAACAAAGGUAUGCAAAAAAAGGACUGCAUUCAAUUGAACCACACGGACCUAAAGCCGUUUCAAGUGCCCAAGGAGGCUCGUGAUGCGAACUACUUCUUGGAAGUUGGUGUUGGCUUUGCCGAGGUGACGUUCUCUUGCACUCUGCAAGCUGACGCUGUGGCCUUGGUCCUACUCACAUUUUACAGUAAGCCAGGAAUGGAGGACAUGACAACGAAAGCAAUGGAAGCAUCGUUCAAAAUCCACCUGACCAAUUGGAUGAAAAAUCCAACCGAUACAAGUCCGACUCUAGUGCUUAGUCAUACACUGGCAGCCACGUUCACCUAUCGUAUUCAACGACUCAAUCUUGCCUGGCGUGGUUCUGUUUUGGAAGGUGAACAGUGGCGUAUGCUAGUCUCGGAUCCCAUACUAAGACAAACACGGGAACCGAAUUGCUCUGAACUUGUAUUCAAAAUUUUCCACAGAAAGAAUUUGGACGAUAAGGCAGAAGUAAGGUCUAGAACUGGCAAGCAACUGGUCUAUCUAGAGUCCGAAGGCCGGGCGUCCUUGGGUCAGUCAGGCUGGUAUAGUAGUUCUUACGUAAGGUGUGGUGAACCCAACACGGUGGUCGAGCUUAUGGCGCCUCGUCGCCUCAACGUGUUCCCACAUCCCGCCUCGUAUGCCAUCUAUUUUAGCCCCGAACGAGUCCCCAUCACAGAUAUACUGGCAAAGAGUCGUAAGGAAGCGGACAUCGCCCACUUUAGCUUAUUCCGAGGGGAAUCUGGUUACAUCUACUGUGUACACAAUCGGACCUCGGAGCCAGACAUGGUUUCCGUGGCUGCGGUUGUCAUCUCAUACAGUAUGUCUGUAACACGUACGUUUCUGUGUCAAACGAAUACGACCACGAAGGAUGCGAGUGGGACCAAACUGUUUGUCUACGUGUGUGUAUUUACAACGAAAUCUUUGGUGGGACGGGAGUUCGGUCAUUUGGAAGCCACGUGUGUGUUCAAAAUCAGACCGGACAUCCUGGACAAAAAGGAUAUACGACUUCGGGAACAGCAAACACCGUACACACGUUCGCUGAUGAUCAACUUCGAGGUUCGAGUGGCUCCGUGGAUUUUUGCCGAACUCAUACUGUCCGAAAAUGCCGAUCUGGCGGCUGCUUUCCAAAUGGUCAGGUCUAAUCCGAUAAAUCUGAAACAAUAUGAGGAAUACUCAGUACUGAGCUUACCUGCCAAUAAGACUGUUCAAUGGAGUGUCCCCAUAUGUAGAGGAUCACCAUCCGGGACCGCGGAAGCCUACUUAUAUCUGAAAGACCAAGAAACAGGCAAGUUAGUGACUGAACCUUGUAAGUUGGUCAGUUCGAUCGAGAUGAGGACUCAAGCGUUGCCUGGACUGAUACUGCAACAGUAUACGAAUGCGGAACUGGAAAUGACGCACGUUCAGAACUUCACAUUCGCGUGCACCGUGAAACCGGAACAUCGUGUAUUGGGACUGAUUGCGUACAAAGACCCACAAUUAAAGCCCACCAUUGAUGGGAACAUUGGGGUGAAAGUUGCACACUGGCUCGCCGGGUCUGCGGAAGACCAGGCUGCACUUGACCCGUUGCUGGUGCACUAUAAGCUAGUCCGGUUGAUGUACGAAGGCGAACUCGAAGAGGAAGACGAAGAUAAAUGGGAGAACGAGCCACUAGAACCAUUCCCGGAGUCAACUCUUCCUGAUAAAAUAAAGCACACGAUUAAAUGUUUCUACCAGGCCACUGCGGACGAUAAACCGGAAGAGCUGGACACUUCCUCGCCAUCCUCUUCGUGGCGGAUAGUUUGA